GUUUAGCACAUAACAAACCCUUAGAUAGUCUGAAAUGGAAGACAUUUGUGCUCUGUACUGCUUUAACCCGUAAAUGGGUAUUGCAGUACGCUGUUAUAUUUAGGGGUGGGUAAGAAUAUCGAUUCAUCAAUGCAUUGCAAUAUAUUUUUUCCCAAUUCAGUAUUGAUUCAUUACAUCCUCUGAAUCGAUUCAAGCCCCUGGCCAGUGCGGGCAAGGUGAGCAACACCUUUUGUGUGAUUUGCGUUGUACGGACGGGGGCCGCACUCGACCACACAACAACAACAUGGCAACCGAAGCAGGUAGCAGCAGUGUUAAACCAGCGCCUUCAACUUUAAAAGCAGAUGUUUGGAGUCAUUUUAUAUUCCAGUGUAAACCCCGAACACAGGAAAUAGACAAAAGUAAGGUAUUGUGUAAGCUGUGCCAGGCAGUACUAAAAUACUGCAAUAACACAACUAAUUUGCGCAACCACUUAAGUUGACACCAUGCAGAUGCUCUGCAGCAACCCACGGCUAAACCUGUGGAUUCAAAAGAGACGCAACUCGACAGAUCCUUCCUUUGCAAACUGCUGAGUCUGUGGCCGUCUUCAUAUGUAAGGACCUACGAACGUACAGUGUCGUGGAAAACGGGGGGUUUUAAGAAGAUGAUAUCCACACUGUAACCAUGAUACACCAUACCAACACGCAAACAAGUGACAGAAAUCGCCGUCCCGAAGCUGUACACAGAGGUAAAGACAGCGGUUUUGGAGUUGUUGAAGUCGGCACUGAAUCGAUAUCGAAGCAUUUAAAUCGAUAUCGAAUUGUGACCUAAAGAAUCAAAUCCGAAGCGUGAGCUUCUUAACAAUACCCAGCCCUAGUUAUAUUUCAUGUUUAUACCGUACUAUCUUACAUAUAAGCUACUGUAACUUCUCAUAAACUGGCACCUACCAAAAUUAGUCAGCACAGUGCACAUUGCUUCGAUAAGCUGGAGUGUUUCUGUUUCUUAAGACUUUAAGAGCAUCCAUAGAGAGAACCCAUUAGAAAAACAAUGCAAUGUGACGAUUCUCACACAGUGUCCUUCAUAAUGUAAUAAACAGAAUGAACACCCAAACCAGUCAGAUCAGAUUCAUAAUGAACAGAAUUGGUGUGAACACAACCAAGCUCUGCAGCCUCAGAUCUGUUUGUUUGUUUUUUGCCUUUUGUUCUGCAUGUUGGGGUCUAUAAACAGGUUUUGCGUUUAGAUGCAGAACUUUUUCGUGGAUCACUGCGAAGAUGCCUUUGGCUGCAUGGGUGAAAUUCUGGGUGAAAACUUCAACUUUAAACAACGAACGAGAGGGAAUGUGUGUUUUGCAGAAACGGCGGAGGGAUUCAGUCAACAUGUGGAAGGUGAAAAACUUCCUGGACAUGCUGAAUAUUAAAAUAUGUCAGCAGUCGUACUCCUCCAAAGCAGUGGCUGGGUACAGCGCCCUGCUGUCGGACGUGGUGCACGCCAUCCCUCCUCAGCUGCUGGGUGCUCUGCUGUACGAGGAGCUGACAGAGCAGAGAGACCGCCUGGUGUUCUCUGAAGGAGCCACAGGGGGCGCUCUGGCCUUUGUCCCUUUCUCACAGAGCAGUAGCGGCUCUCAGCAUGGCUGUCUCCUCUAUCCCAGCAACCAGGGACUCGACUGCCUCAACUUCCACAGAGUGGAGCUGCAGCACCACAGAGGAAAUUCUUCCUGCGUCGACGCCAGCAGCAGAGACCCGUUCAGCUUCCAACUGAAAGGCCCCGUCAGACAGAUCAGCUCUGCUUCCCUGUUCAACGAUUGUUGUGUUGCUGUGCGGUCGGAUCGCCUGUGCGGAGUUUGGAGGUUCAGCGAAACAAAUGAGCCACGUCUGCUACAAGUCAUCAACACCAAAGAGGUCGCGACCUGCAUCAGUGUCAGUCCUCAUGUUUUAGGUGAAGUUCUGGUCGCGAGUGAGAGUGGAGUGGCAAAGCUGUGGACUGUCGGGAGAGGGAUGCAGAAGGUUCGGGAGGAAGACAGCAACCUGUACUUCAACACCAACUCGUCAUGGCGUUGGUGCGAGUUCUCCGCCCACCCAAGAGUGAUGCUGUACGCCGACCGGACAGGGGUGGAGCUCACAGAUAUCAGGGAGAGUCCUGUCAGUGGUCACACUCUGUUUCGUAUUAGCAACGCCUCAGACUGUCGCAGUGGGGAGAGACUCAUCCUGUCCAGAUAUCUGGCAGACGUCCACUCCUUCCACCACCUCAUCACCACUCAGUACUCAGCCUACAUCAUGGACGAGCGAUUCCCCAGCGUGCCCAUGCUCAAGUGGGAUCACAUGAUGCAGUCCCCCCCUAUGUUUUGUCACGUGAUUCCAGGCUCCGCGUCCUCUGGCUCAGCAGUGGACAGGGCUAGGACCACAAAGGUCCUGUUGGGCUCCCAGAGUUCUCAGGAAAUCACACUGCUGCAGUACUCAGGAGGCAGAGCAGAGGCCUGUUUCAGUAGAGGUCCUCCUCAGGCUCUGCUCAGACCCAAAGACAGUCUGAAACACCUUCCAGUCCAGAUCCCUCACCGCCUGGACACUGCAACCAACAGAUUGUCCUCACCUGCCGGAGGUCUGACUUGUAUCCAGAAUAAAGGAGGAAGAGAAGCAGGUGGCGAGGAGUGUGUCUGUAUCCUACAGCUGACGGAGGCGGGAGAUAUUUUCUACCAGAUCCUCGAGCCCAAGCAGCCGGACAACUCUCGACCUCCAGCAGCAGAGAACGAACCGUCGUCACAAGCCACAACAUCAGGAAGGAAAACUGCAGAGCAGCGUCAACCAGAUGCUCAGCUGGUUAUAAAUGCCACUUCGAGCGACGAGGAUCUAAUCGGACCAACUCAGGGUCCGACUGCGCAGAGAGUUGUUGCUGAAACACCAGAGAGGCAGCAGCGAGGCGUGAACAUUUACUCUGACUCUUCCUCUGAGGAGUCAGAGGCAGUAGGGAAACGUAAAUACCUGAAGCAGUUGUUCCUGGGGGUCGUCGUCAACAAUGAUUCAGAGGAUCAGGAGGACGAAUUGGACGCAGGUGUGAAAGAUGGAAAGGUGGGUAAAAAUAACGGCAACGUAGAACCUAGUAGCGUGAAGGAAGCAAUCAGCAGCGGGAGUCACGUUGGUCCCUCUAGGUUCCAGACUCCAGCACAGCUCAGCGUCAGCACUCUUGUCACGUGGAAACAUUGGCUCCAAAAACUGAUGCAAAAGAGUCGUGAAAAGAAGCCCCGCCCACACCGCCUGCAGCACUUCACGAUCCCAACCGACAGCCUCCUCAACCCGUCUGUCGAUGAAGCGAGAGACUCGACAGAAGAGGAGCGUGUACAAAGCCUCAGGCGGGAUCUGAGAGCGUGCAUGUCCAAACGCUCACUGCUGGUCCACAGCGCAGUCUCUGCGUCGCUCGAGGCUCCGGAUGCAGUACCAGUGCCAGAUCCUGUGGACACAGCAGUCUGGACAGAUCAGCUCAGCCACCGUCUGACUUUGUCCUGGCAGGGGGUGGAGGCGUGGCGGGCAUGGUGGAACGACCAGCUGGGGCUGAACAGGGAGGAGAAGAUGCAGGCUCUGAGGAGGAAGAGGAGGAAGGAGAAGGCGGCGAAGAGAGCCGCUGGUGCACUCCUGGAGCUGUCUGCGAGCUUCUCCUCAUCCAGCUACCAGUCAGAGCUUGACGACUUCUCAGACUGGUCCUCUGAGGUAAGCCGGGGGGCGCAGUCAGACUCGGAAGGUCCGGCGUCCCAGUUGGAGAGCUUUUUGGAGCAUGGGACGCCAAGAGGCGCGACAGCCAGCACCGUGCAAACAGACUCUCCAUUUGCCACGCCGGCGGCCACACCUCAAACUGUUAAAGGUAAAAAAGGUGAGCAGGAGACCCCAAGCAGCUCCCGCACCCUUUCCCUGUCCCAGACUCCAAGACCCGACUCCACACCGGCCAGUCAGAGGAGGAACAAACAUCCAGGCGAGCGCUACCUCAGCUCUCUGUUUGCACAACAGGAUGAGCCCUUGCAGCAUGAUAGUUACUACCUGGAAGAGGGCAGCACCGUGCACCCCUCACCUCCACCUGUGGCCUUCUCCUCUCAGCUCCGCAGCUCCCAGGCUGUCCCUCAGAGAAGCCAUAGGGUGAACCUCUCCCAGGACACCUUGGUUUGGUCCGGCUUCUCUCAGUCCCUGUCCCAGUCCCAAAGUUCACAGGGUCGACUGGGGCUGUCGCAGGCCUCGCAACCCAAGAAGAAGAAAUCUCGAAUGGGAUUUUGACUGGUUGGUCGGUCUGUCCGUCACGCAGAGAGGCGUAUCGUUUGGAAAAAAAGGCUUGGCUUCUUAAGUUGGGUCAGGAUUAGUAAAUCCUUUGGAUCUAUAAAAGUAUUAUACGCUGGGAUCGUACUUACAGAAAUUGAACAUGCAAACUGGAUCUAAUGGAGGAGGAUAAACUGAAUGCAUGUUGGAAAAGGAUCCAUCACAGAAAGAGCUCUGGAGAAGAACACGGACCACGUUUCAUUUGGUAGGACUGAGCCGAAUUUAUUGUCUUUGGUGUGUGUGUGUGUGUGUCUGUCUGUCUGUCUGUGUGUAUCAGUACUGUAAGGAACAAGCAGUGUCUGGUGAUCUGAGCAGUCGGUCAGGCUGCAGAUAACUGAGCUGAUGAUUCAUUCUGAAAGUGAAAUCUUAUUUUUGUUUUGUAUUUCUCCAUCAAUACAGUUUCUCAGACAUUACUCAGUUUUUUUUUUUUACUGAUAAAUGAAAGUGCACCUCGCUCACUGUGAUAAAUUCUAUUUAUGAAACUUUUCUACAUUUGCUUUUCUAAACACAAAAGAGAUUUUCUCAAUAAAACCACCACUCAAAGAA
This is a messenger RNA of Dicentrarchus labrax (European seabass), 4814 nucleotides long. RefSeq names its product TATA-box binding protein associated factor, RNA polymerase I subunit C (gene taf1c). NCBI's taxonomy places the organism in Eukaryota, Metazoa, Chordata, Actinopteri, Moronidae. Gene Ontology annotation, biological process: transcription by RNA polymerase I. Gene Ontology annotation, cellular component: fibrillar center. The transcript has 12 exons. Gene Ontology annotation, molecular function: RNA polymerase I core promoter sequence-specific DNA binding; protein binding. Bases 1248 to 4229 code for a protein of 993 amino acids. The record is from RefSeq and is a predicted model, not a curated record.